Molecule: messenger RNA, 471 nt
Organism: Bacidia gigantensis
Lineage: Eukaryota; Fungi; Ascomycota; Lecanoromycetes; Lecanorales; Ramalinaceae
Exons: 3
Coding region: 1-471 (156 amino acids)
Biological process (GO): proton motive force-driven ATP synthesis
Molecular function (GO): proton transmembrane transporter activity
Source: RefSeq, a predicted model, not a curated record
AUGACGACAAACGAGGUAGAUUGUUUAUUGCGGAGCGUCAAUGAGCUUGCAAGAAAAGUGGUGGGGCUAGUGAAUUCCCGCAAAGAGGCUGCUUCGGUCCGCAAGCUUUUAAUUCAGUUCAACCCUCUCCGAAAGUACCGCGAGUUCUGCAAGAGAGACCUCACUAGGCUGUCGAAUACUGCUUGGAAAGGCUUCCAAACGCCACUCAAGCUCCAAUGGCAUCGGCCGGGAUUAAUCGCGUUGGGCUCGGGCGUCUUCUAUGGCUUUUAUCACCAGUCUACAAUAUACGCUCGUGACGAACAGCACAAGAAGCAAGCAGAAUUCGACCAUCAGAAAAGCGUCAUAGACAAGGCAAAAGUGGAGUGGGCAAAGAAGACAGCACCUAAGGAAGCCGUAGCACCUGGGGGAGUUAUAUCCGACCCUAACGACCCGAAAUUCGACCUCGAGGCAUAUCUCAAGUCAGGUGAAUGA